AUGGAGAUUAUUUCCAUGGCACUGACCGAUAUUUUCCAAGGUCUGUUGAUCAUGCCGUUAUCUGUUGGUUUAUUAGCCACUGGGAAAUGGCCGUUUGGAUCGCAUUUGUGUCAUUUCGAAGCCAUCACAAAAAUAUCCCUGGCAAAAGUUUCAACGUUUAUCAUGGGUCUGAUGGCGUUGAACAAAUAUUACAAGAUAGUGAAGCCAGCCAAAUACCCAAGUCUUUUCACCGAGAAGUUUAUCAUUGCUUCAGCAUCGGUUGCGUGGCUGAUACCCAUUAUAUUUUUCCUCCUUGGUGUCUUUGCUUUCGAUUUCGGCGUGAAACCAAUCCUGAACGUCGCCACCUGUGUCAUAGAAUUAAAACUGUUAGCUCUGCCAGUCUAUAUGAUUUUAGCAUAUUUCCCUUAUAUUAUUAUCGCGUUCUGUUACUGGAAAAUUUACCAAGUUGUAAAGAUGCACAAUGCAAAUGUAUCACGGAAGAGUGCCAAUGUGGAGCAUGUUAACAUCAGCAAAAAUUUGCUUGUAACCAUCGUGGGCUUUACAAUUGUUUGGGUACCUGCGCACGCGAUGUUUAUUGUGUCAAUUCUAGCAUCAAUUCCCCGCCAGCUUGAACUUCUGGUGACACUUUCAGUGUUUACGUCUAGUGUGUAAAUUCUUUCAUUGAUGGUUUUAUGAACCGCGCUUUAAAAGCCGAAUUAAAAAAGAUACUGGUACCAAAAAAUACUCACUCGAUUGCCGCAGAACCUAGCGGCCAACAUUAGGCACGAGAGAAAGAAAGGUUUCUUAAGUUCAUUAGCUUUUUACUGUCGUAUAUUCAUUAAUUUUAAUGCAAUGUUUAGUGGAUGAAAAAAUUUUUUAAUUCAUGUCAGCCUUUUGGUCGAUUCAGCAGAGAAUCUGGGGCAACAUUUAUCAAUAAUAAAAUGU
Messenger RNA from Stylophora pistillata, 924 nucleotides. RefSeq names its product histamine H2 receptor-like. NCBI's taxonomy places the organism in Eukaryota, Metazoa, Cnidaria, Anthozoa, Scleractinia, Pocilloporidae. The record is from RefSeq and is a predicted model, not a curated record.